Trypanosoma conorhini is the source of this 954-nucleotide messenger RNA. Its product is annotated as putative acyl-CoA thioesterase. Gene Ontology annotation, cellular component: peroxisomal matrix. Bases 1 to 954 code for a protein of 317 amino acids. Gene Ontology annotation, molecular function: fatty acyl-CoA hydrolase activity. The transcript has a single exon. Gene Ontology annotation, biological process: acyl-CoA metabolic process; fatty acid catabolic process. The record is from RefSeq and is a predicted model, not a curated record. NCBI's taxonomy places the organism in Eukaryota, Euglenozoa, Kinetoplastea, Trypanosomatida, Trypanosomatidae.
AUGUCUCUGCAGGAUGUUAUUGGGGGUUUUAAAUACUUGGCCGCCUGUGCCCUCCAAUUGGAGCGUGUUGGCGAAGGCGCUUUCCGCAGUGUGUCUCUGUGGACACCCUCUGCCUCUAAGGUGGCGUACGGCGGGCAGUUGGUGGCGCACUCUGCCGAGGCCGCGUAUCGCACGGUGGACGACCCCACGAUGGAGAUCAUCAGCCUUCAACUGAAAUUUUUAUCGGCGGGGAAAAGUGACUGUGGAUCGCCAGUGGUGUAUACUGUGAAAUCGCUGCAUAAUAGCCGCUCUUUUUGCUCGCGAAUGGUGUUGGCGGAACAAGAGGAGCGAAAUAUUCUCUCUGCCCUCGUUUCUUUUCAUCGUCGAGAGCGCGGUUGCUUUGAGCAUCAAAUAUGUCAGCCACGGCGCCUCACCAAGCCUGCACCUGCAGAGGGUGCCCCUUAUUCUCGCCUAAAAGAUGGGCGUUGCUUAGCGUUACCCAAGCAGGUGCGUGAGGCUGUUUGUCGAGAGGCGGAAGUGGCUUCUGUGGGUUACGCAAACCUCAUGAAUUUAACUACCAUUCAUGGCACCGAGCCGUGGGAUUGGUGGCUGCGAGUGGAACCGGAAGGGUGGGCAUUACUGCAGAAGGACACUGACAUUCCAGAGAGACGCCUACACAUAAUUGUGGCUUGCUGGCUCUCUGACUUUGCUGUGGCCAUUGCAUCACUGUUUCCGCACACGUUUCCAAACAGCGGUCUUCGGCAGUUUGUCAGUCUGGAUCAUACCAUUUAUUUUCACCAUCCGGACCGUAUUCGUGUUGAAGAAUGGUUUUUGUACGAGGUCUUCAGUCCUUGGGCAGCGCAAGGCCGAGGUCUCAGUGAAGGCCGCAUAUAUGGACCGGACGGGACGCUUUGGAUGAGCACCGUACAGCAAACGCUCAUGCGCACAGGGAACGACUAUAAAUCCCGCCUCUAG